Molecule: messenger RNA, 486 nt
Organism: Olea europaea var. sylvestris
Lineage: Eukaryota; Viridiplantae; Streptophyta; Magnoliopsida; Lamiales; Oleaceae
Exons: 6
Coding region: 22-483 (153 amino acids)
Biological process (GO): regulation of ribosome biogenesis
Cellular component (GO): nucleolus
Source: RefSeq, a predicted model, not a curated record
AACUUGAUUGUUCUGAUGUAAAUGACAGGGAUGGGAAGAAGGAGAAGGGCUUGGGAAAGAAAAGCAAGGGAUCAAAGGAUAAGUCAGGGUGGAGAACAAGCAAGACACUUUAGGACGAUGGUUCUGAUAUAUGAAAGAGGUUUUUAUGUAUAUGUUUAUUUGGAGCAUAUUCUAGGCAUAGGCACGGAGAAGCCCAAUGCUUGGGCGUUUGAUACCACACAGUUUGAUGGCAUCCUCAAGAAAUUGAAAGUGCGAGCCAUUGAAAUUAAAAAUGAUAGAGCUGAUAAAAAAGACAAACUGAUAGCAAAGAAAGUGGAAGCAGAUAAACAGAACAAGGCUUCCAAGAACACUCAUGAUACAGCUGUCAAGGUGACUCGACCACAAGGAAGGUAUAAGAGAAGAGAGAAGGGGAAACUUGUCCAAGCAUAUUCUUCUCAGGAUCUUGAAGGAAUUAUUGUAAAGAAGGUAAAGCGAUACACAUAAUAA